UCAGUGACAAACAUUUUUUUCAAGCAAUAAUUGACAAAAAAUGGACGAAAUGUACACUGCAACUUUAUUUGACUUUUCCUCAGUAUUGUGGUCAUAUAGGUGGAGAAUAAUGAAGCUUGUCGUGAGUGAAGGAGGGCGCACAGGACGCCUGCGCUGAGGCUCUGUGUAGCCUGCCGACCAUGUUGUUAUUGUAACUGAUCCCCAUUGUAACCCUGCAAAAAGCAGCAAUUCAAUACAUCUUGAUCAGUCACCCUUAAUUACCGCUGAGACAUUCUGAUCUCUAUACUAUUACACUGCACCAGAGCAUCUAUUUCGUGGCGAGACAUUUGCAAAGGAGCAGCUACUGCACCCGGGGCUGUGUUAAGAUCUGUCAAGAACAUGAGCCAGAUGCCAGAGACGCCAGUUGAUGCUCCUGCUGUAGUGACAGAAGCACCUGCUGUUCCAACUGAAAGCAAGCAGCCAGCAGGUGGAAAAAAGCAAAACAAAAAGAAAGUGGAAGAGGUGGUAGAGGAAGAGGAAGAAGAGUACGUUGUGGAGAAAGUCUUGGAUCGACGUAUUGUGAAGGGAAGGAUAGAGUAUCUCCUCAAGUGGAAAGGCUUUUCAAAUGAAGACAACACAUGGGAGCCUGAAGAAAAUUUAGAUUGCCCGGAUCUCAUCGCAGAAUACCUGCAAUCUCAGCGAACUGCUAAUGAAUCAGGUGGCAAGCGGCGUGCCGACACAGAUGGUGACGGAAGAGAGAGCCAGCUUAAAAAACGCAAGGAUGAGCCAGAGAAACUCAGAGGCUUUGCUCGUGGGUUGGAUCCCGAGAGGAUCAUUGGUGCUACAGAUUCAAGCGGAGAACUUAUGUUCCUCAUGAAAUGGAAGAACUCUGAUGAGGCUGAUCUUGUUCCAGCCAAGGAAGCGAAUGUAAAGUGUCCACAAGUUGUCAUUUCUUUCUAUGAGGAGCGUCUCACCUGGCAUUCUUACCCCACUGAUGAAGAGGAGAAGAAGGAUGAGAAAAACUAGGCACACCAUUGGAAGCUAUCGGGAAUAUUUACACUUUUAAUCUUCUGAAGUAAAAAGGCAGCAAAAAGGUUUAUUUGAAUUUACACCACUGAAACACACAGCACCUCAGGCAAUUAAAGAGUACCUGUCAUUUACAUAGGCUCUGGUAUAUUUCAGUCAUAGUGCAGCUAAGUUUCAGUAGACUACUACUUUUUCUGUUUGUUUUUAUUUUUAUCUUGAUCACGGAGAUAGUUAGCAGCUGGGCAGCUUCUCUAUCCAAAUUGUGUUCUAUAACCUGUGUAGAUUACAACACUGGCCAUUUCUUACCAGUUCCCAAAAGGCUUUCUUGAAAUAUAUUCCUGUACGUCCUUUACAUUGGACUGAUUUAAACAAAUUGCUGCCUUAACCAAAAUUAUAUAUAGAAAAAAGACAAAGAUUGUUUUAUAUAUUUUCCAAAAAACAAGCCAAGUCUUGAAACACCCUUAGAGAAAUACAUGUACAGUGUUUUUGAAAUAUAAGAGUCCCAUCUAAUAGUACUGAAUAGUGUUUAUUGAAAUUCACUCUUACCAGCAAACACAAAUCACUGUUUUGGUUAUUAAUGUAGGUGCUAUUAUUUAAUAAGUUCUUUUUUUUCCCACAACACUGCAUAAAAAAAACUCUAUUAAAUGUUUGGGGACAUCUUGGUUUUUUUUCCAAACAUAACCCAAAACUAUGCAGUGCAGGAGAUAUUUAGAGACAAAAGUAAUUACUUGAAAAGUAAUACUCUGACAUGUUCUUCCCUGCCUGUCACCUGGUAUUAAGAUGCAUUAACAUAAUUGAGCUUGAGAAGUGAAAAAUUCAAUACAAGCACCCACUCAGCUUUACAAACCUCCACCAAGUCCUCCAAGAGCACAGCAGAGCAUCUCUGAGGAACAUCUGCAGACGAAAGUGUGUGCAGUAGUUGAAGCUGCUUUGGAAAUGUUUGUAAAAUUAACAUUUAAUCAUAAAUGUGAUUUUAUAGUCAUCAAAGUCUAUUUUUAGUUGCAAACUGGUGGUCGUUAUUUAUAAACACAAAAACAAAAAAAACAAAAAAAACGUUGAUGUCCCCAAACCACUAAUCAUUUGCACAGUGAGUUUCUUGACUAUUUUAUAUUCAUACUUAAUUACCAUAUUGUAAAUCAAGUGUAGUGUCCAUGUUUAUGGGUUUAAGUUCAAUUACCUGAUUAUGUUCUCUAAAUCACAUUUUUUUUUUUUUUACACUAAAUCAUUUUUGUCAGUUGAAUAAAAGUAGGAUUGAUGUA
This is a messenger RNA of Silurus meridionalis, 2264 nucleotides long. RefSeq names its product chromobox homolog 1b (HP1 beta homolog Drosophila) (gene cbx1b). Gene Ontology annotation, molecular function: chromatin binding. The transcript is spliced from 7 exons. The coding region runs from base 379 to 1005 and encodes 208 amino acids. Gene Ontology annotation, cellular component: pericentric heterochromatin; nucleus. NCBI's taxonomy places the organism in Eukaryota, Metazoa, Chordata, Actinopteri, Siluriformes, Siluridae. Gene Ontology annotation, biological process: negative regulation of transcription by RNA polymerase II; chromatin organization. The record is from RefSeq and is a predicted model, not a curated record.